Messenger RNA from Cimex lectularius (bed bug), 1299 nucleotides. RefSeq names its product alpha-tocopherol transfer protein-like. The record is from RefSeq and is a predicted model, not a curated record. The transcript is spliced from 7 exons. Bases 86 to 1033 code for a protein of 315 amino acids. Gene Ontology annotation, molecular function: phosphatidylinositol bisphosphate binding. NCBI's taxonomy places the organism in Eukaryota, Metazoa, Arthropoda, Insecta, Hemiptera, Cimicidae. Gene Ontology annotation, cellular component: membrane.
UGUACUUUCGGUUAUAUAAAAGAGAGCUGAUGGCUGGGAACCCUUAGUUUAUUCCCGAGUGCCUGUCGAGAAGGAUUGUAUAAAGAUGAAACAAAACCUGGAUAUGCUGAAUGCUAGGGGGAAGUCGAGGAUUUACAAGGCGUACGGCAUGACCCCGCAGGGGAUUGCUGAGGAUGUCGAGUCCAUAAAGAACUGGCUUUUCAAGCAGCCCCAUCUUCCGCAGAUACAAAGAGAGCUGCUGUCAAUCCAAGUAGAUGAAUGGCUUGAGAAUUACCUUAUUUGCUGCAAAAACAGCGUCGAGAGAGCGAAAGAGAAUUUGGAUAUGUACUUCACCAGCAAGAUCAUAGUCCCAGAGGUGUUUACACAUCGCGACCCUCUUCAGGAAGCUUUCAAGACCAGCUGUCAAGUUAUGGCCAUUGGGUUUGUACCGACUUUGACCGAUGAAGGAAGGAAGGUUUUCUUCUUCUCCCAUAGGCGGAACACCGCGGAGGACUUUGACCCGGUUGUUAUGAUGAAGAGGAUUUCGAUGAUUUUGGACAUUCUGCUAUUAGAGGGCAUCGAUUUUCUCGGGAUAGAAAUUAUAGUUGAUUGUAAAAACGUCUGCUUGAGCCAUCUUACACGGUAUAACUUGAACACCACCAAGAAAGUGCAAGACGUCGGUUUGAAAGCCUACCCACAGAGGAUACACAGAAUCCACAUGGUUAAUCCAACUCAGGGGAUGGAAAUGGGGAUGGCGCUUUUCAAGCCGAUACUGUCGAAAAAAAUCAACGACAGGUUCCUCGUUCACCGCGACUUAAAGGAUUUGGUCGGGAUGCUCGGAGACGACUGCGUGCCUAGCGAUUUGGGAGGACAGGCGCCAUCAAUAGACGAAAUCAACGCUCGUUGGGAAGAAAAGCUGAUAGCCUACAGGGAUUGGUUCCAGUGCAACGACGGCAUCAAAUCAGACGAAUCGAAGAGAGUCGGAAAAUGUCGCUACCAGUCUGAAAACACCUUUGGAAACCAGGGUUCUUUUAGGAAAAUUGAAGUAGACUAGAUUAUAAACGUAAGCAAAACAUGUAAAUAAUAAUAACUUUCCUCAACUGUAAAUACUAUAAUGAUAAUCUAAUCAACAUACCCAAAAACCAGGAUAGUAACACUUUGUUUUUAACUAAUACUAUUAAAUUCAAUAUAAUUAGACAUAAAUAAGUUUAUAUAAGUAGUAUAGAGUGACUGAACACAUUGUUUUCAUUCUUGCACUGAAAAAGUUCCAUAAGCCUUAUACUUUUAGUUUUUAAAUUUAAUAAAUGUACUUUAAAUAAA